AGUCCAGCGUGACAUUCCGCAGUUGGGCCGGCAGUUCUACCUAUUGCCUAUCAAGAAGGAAGCCGCAGCAAACCCUUGGUCACGCCAACUCCUCCUCUAUUAUACUGGUUGAUGAGCAGAUCCCUGCGAUCAAGCUUGAAGAAGACAAGGAUUGGAGAUCGAUGUCGGAUCCGCUCGAUGCUCUGAGAGCUUUAAUGGCUUCUCACUCCCCGCCUCUAGACGCCCUCGUUGUACCUUCCGAGGACAAUCACCAGAGUGAAUACGUCUCUGCGCGGGACAAGCGGAGGGCUUUUGUUUCUGGAUUUACUGGUAGUGCUGGUUUGGCUCUUAUAACAAUAAAUGAAGCCUUUCUUUGGACCGAUGGACGAUAUUUCUUGCAAGCAACACAACAAUUGAGUAUUAGAUGGAAACUUAUGCGAAUUGGAGAAGACCCAACUGUUGAAAAUUGGAUUGCUGAAAACCUGCCAAACAAUGCUGCUAUUGGAACAGAUCCAUGGUGUGUUUCUGCAGAAACAUCUCAGAGAUGGGAGCUGGCUUUCUUGAAGAAGAAUCAAAAGUUAAUUCAGUUAUCCACUAAUAUGGUGGAUUUAGUAUGGAAGGACCGUCCUCCUGCUGAAAUUCGACCUAUUAACAUAUACCCUUUGGAAUUUGCUGGUUGUACUGUAGCAGAUAAAUUAAAAAAUCUGAGAGAAAAGUUAUUACACGAAAAAUCUUUUGGUAUUAUCAUCACUGCCCUUGAUGAGGUUGCUUGGUUAUACAAUAUUCGUGGUAGUGAUGUCGAUUACUCUCCAGUUGUUCAUGCAUAUGCUGUUGUAACUUUGGACUCAGCGUUCUUUUAUGCUGAUAAGAGAAAAGUUUCUUCAGAGGUACAUCAGUAUAUGCUAGAAAAUGGAAUUAAUGUGCGGGAUUAUGACAUUGUUGCCUCUGAUGUAAGCUUACUUGCAUCUGGACAACUAACAACAAGUUUAUCUGGAGCUAAAUCCCAUGAAGCUAGCAGAGAUGCUAGUAAUGUUCAAGCAAAGGAUGACAAUGCCGAGGAAGAGAUGAAAAAUAAUGUCAUAUGGAUUGAUCAUUUCUCAUGCAACCUUGCUCUUUUCUCAAAAUUGUACCCUAAUCAAGUUUUAAUGCAGCAAUCACCUUUGGCCCUGGCAAAAGCUAUUAAGAAUCCAACUGAACUGGAUGGUUUAAGAAAGGCACAUAUUCGUGAUGGUGCAGCUGUUGUCCAAUAUCUUGUUUGGCUGGAUAUCCAGAUGCAAGAGACCUUUGGAGCUUCCGGCUACUUCAGUGAGCAAGAGGGGAAAAGCAAGAAAAAACAUUCAGAAAUGAUGAAGUUAACAGAGGUAUCUGUAAGCGAUAAAUUAGAAAGCUUCCGUGCAAAACAAGAGAACUUUAAAGGGCUGAGUUUUCCGACCAUUUCAUCUGUUGGUCCAAAUGCAGCAGUUAUUCACUACUCUCCACAUGCUGAUACAUGUUCUGAACUCGAUGCUGAUAGCAUUUAUCUAUUUGAUUCUGGUGCACAGUAUCUAGAUGGGACAACUGAUAUAACCAGGACUGUGCAUUUUGGCAAACCUUCUGCUCAUGAAAAAUCAUGCUAUACUGCAGUCCUCAAAGGUCAUAUUGCCUUGGAUAUUGCAAGAUUUCCCAAUGGUACUACUGGACAUGCUCUGGAUAUUCUUGCUCGAAUUGCUUUAUGGAAGUAUGGUCUUGAUUAUCGACAUGGGACUGGACAUGGAAUUGGAUCUUACCUUAAUGUUCAUGAAGGUCCACAUCUAAUAAGUUUCAGGCCCCAUGCAAGAAAUGUGGCGCUACAAGCAUCAAUGACUGUGACUGAUGAACCUGGCUAUUAUGAAGAUGGAAACUUUGGUGUUAGAUUGGAGAAUGUUCUUAUAGUCAAGCAAGCAAAAACUUCAUUCAACUUUGGUGAAAAAGGAUAUCUAGAGUUUGAGCACAUAACUUGGGCACCAUACCAAAAGAAACUUAUUGAUUCAGCUUUGCUGACCCCAGAAGAAAUUGAAUGGUUAAAUUGCUACCACUUAGAUUGUAGAGAAAUACUGGCACCAUACUUGAAUGAGCAGGAAUCAGAAUGGCUUAAGAAAGCAACUGAGCCCAUCGGUGUAUGCGGUUAAAGCUGCUCAAGUCUUAUUACUAUCCCAUGUUGUGAACCCUUUUUUCUUUUCAUUAGCAACCUCCGAAGUAUUUAAAACUUUCUUGUUUCUCUAACAGUCUUAUUUGCCACAGAAUAAAGAGAAUACAUGUGCAUAAAUUAUAUAUUUGAAGGUAGGCAGGUGGUACGUCUCGUCUCCCUGCUUUCUUGGAUUAUAAGGUGAACAUGUUACCAUCUAAUCAGUGGUGGUUGUGUCAAGGAUUUUCAUGGAUAAAUUGACAUUUGCUUCAUUAA
Molecule: messenger RNA, 2398 nt
Organism: Zingiber officinale
Lineage: Eukaryota; Viridiplantae; Streptophyta; Magnoliopsida; Zingiberales; Zingiberaceae
Product: aminopeptidase P1
Exons: 16
Coding region: 162-2126 (654 amino acids)
Molecular function (GO): metalloaminopeptidase activity
Source: RefSeq, a predicted model, not a curated record